Penicillium cataractarum is the source of this 2778-nucleotide messenger RNA. RefSeq names its product SH3 domain protein. Gene Ontology annotation, molecular function: protein binding; zinc ion binding; ubiquitin-protein transferase activity. Bases 1 to 2778 code for a protein of 925 amino acids. Lineage: Eukaryota; Fungi; Ascomycota; Eurotiomycetes; Eurotiales; Aspergillaceae. The transcript is spliced from 2 exons. Gene Ontology annotation, cellular component: nucleus. Gene Ontology annotation, biological process: mitotic cell cycle checkpoint signaling; protein ubiquitination; ubiquitin-dependent protein catabolic process. The record is from RefSeq and is a predicted model, not a curated record.
AUGCCUCAAGCGCAACCCCCGCCUGGGUUGGCUGACCUCGAGAAGGAGCUGGGAUGCUCGAUCUGUACGGAGCUGCUCUACCAGCCCCUCACACUCCUUGACUGUCUGCACACGUUUUGCGGUUCCUGCUUGAAGGAAUGGUUUACGGCGCAAGGCUCGCGGCGUCGCUCGUCGUCUGACACGUCUCCUCGAUUUACCUGUCCAUCAUGUCGCGCUGAAGUACUUCGUACUCGAACAAAUGCUACCGUGACAACCUUACUUGACAUGGUGCUGGCAGCGCACCCCGACCGUGCCAGAUCUGCCGACGAGAAAGAAGAAAUCGCGGGGCGAUACAAUCCCGGGGAGUCGGUCUUUCCCCCUCUUCCCCCUCCACAGGAGGACAAUAAUAGCGAAGAUGAUGAGGAUGAUAGGAGAGUGCUGCGGGAAGUUCAGGAACUAAGUCUCCGCGAGAGUCGCGCACAGGCACGGCGGGAGGCUAGACGAGCAGGACAGUCGGAGAGGACACGCGAUAGGAGCAGCAAUCCUGAGCGAUCCACAGAAGAUGGGCGAUCCCGCCGUCGGCGGGGCGAAGAUUCGGAGCGACAGCAGAGCUCGGCGCGGGCCCACGGCGAUUCAGAACGUGCGAGGCGCGUGGAACACCAGUCGAGCUUGCGUUCCCUACUCAGCUUGUCGUCCGAGGCCGAGACAAUGCAAGAGGAGAUCUUGCGACAGAUCCUUGAAGAAGGGUUACUGGAUGAUAUUGACUUCGACAAUCUUAGCGCUACACAAGAGGAAGAACUUAGUGAGCGAAUUGCAGAUGCCUAUCGUAGGAGUCAUAUGCAACAACCGCGCGCGCAAGGGCAAAGACGCAGGCAGUCUCCUGAAGAUUCCAGUCGAACUCCUCGUUCCCGGUCGCAAUCAGUGCAAAGACCGAGCGAGACUGCUCCAACCCCAUCCACUCGCGACAAUACCGAUAGACGCCCGCCUGCAACUAGACCGCACUUAUUUGAUCCACCUACGUCACGCCCGACGCCAAACCACCACCGAAGGAACUCGGAACAGGGUGAUGGCCGCCGGCGUACCUCCCCUGUCGGAGUGAAUCAAGCAUCAACCUCAGAAGACAUGUUGCGACCAGCCGUCCGAUCCUCGAGCGAUAUGACAGCCGAACGCACGCGCAGCUCCCAGAAUGCGCGAACAAGAGCAGAAUCUUCUUCGAGCCGGCCACGACGUGCAACGGAGUCAGAUCAGGGCAUAUCAGACGCAUGGAUGAGCGCAGGAAGAGAGCGAGGCUCUUCCAGAGUCGUCACCAGCCAACCUGUAACGAGUUCCCCAACCUCGGCUUCAGCUUCUACACCACAACUCAGUUCUCCCCACAACUCAACGCCGACAGAUCAAUCAGCACCAGUAUCUUCCCCGCCUCUUGUCCCGCCAAGGUCUCACAGGCGACCGAGUUCAUCACGAUGGAGCGUGCUCCCACAUUUUACUGCGCAAUAUGUGGAGCCCUCCAUCUCUUGCGAUCGCUGUGGAACGCCGGACAUUCAAUAUGAUGUGCACAAAAAGUGCAACAAAUGCAAAGACCCAGACUAUCAUCUCUGUCUGCGGUGUUAUCGGACAGACGGAGAUUAUCCCUCCGGAGACUCUUCCCGCGCCAAUGGCUUCGAUCCCUCUGCGCAAGCGAUAUACCAAAAGAUCCUUGCAUCUCCAAAUCAUCGCCCAGCCAAGAUGCGCCAAAGUGGUCAUAUACUGCGCUCCUUCCAGUAUGAGCGGCCCUCGGAGAACGCACAAGUCGUUACCAGUGGCGAAAGGAAGAUCACGAAUGACAAUCCUGCGCGCCGUCUCAUAUCGGGACUCUUCUGUGACAUUUGCCAGUCCCCGGCCAAUGACUGUUUUUGGAAAUGCAGCAAGUGCAACGAGGGUGAUUGGGGCUUUUGUAACCGCUGCGUCAAUCAAGGAAGAUGCUGCACGCAUCCCUUGUUGCCUAUUCGGCGUAUUACUGGCGGCCCAAAGCUAUCAGCGACAAGUACACCUGCCGAUACAAAUACCUCCCUCUCUCGAUCAGACUCGGAAAGCUUCAAAACACUCGCCUUCUCCACCAACUGCGACAUCUGCACGUAUCCAAUCCCCGCUUCGGUGACACGUUUCCAUUGCCUACAAUGCAAUGACGGUGAUUACGAUGUUUGCACAAACUGCUACCUCAAGCUAGUAGCAACUUCCAAGAUCAGCAAGGAGAACGGGCAUAACGGCUGGAGACGCUGUCUAGCCUCCCACCGGAUGAUCAUUGUCGGUUUCGAGGACCGAGAUGACGGCCAAAGACGAGUCAUCGUACGCGAUCUAGUCGGUGGCAAUGCGCUUCAAGACGAGCACAUCGGACAAUCCCCUUCUUCCUCUCCAGUUAUUAGUAGUCCCGCAUCACCGGACCGAGGAAACGGCUACUGGAGCUGGAAAGAAGGAUCAGAGCGCCGAAAGAAGGCUUCUCGUCUCCGUGGCUCCGUCUCUUCACCCACCAGUAACAAUCCCGGCGCCUCAUCUUCGGAUCUUGGUCACGGCAGCGGUACACCUACUUCCCAGCACGGCGGACCCUUCCGUCGUUUCCCACCGGAUGGAGGUGUCGGGCUCGUCGUGCAGGCUAAGUGGUCCUACUUCCAUGGGGAAGAGAAUGAAGAUGAACUGGUCUUCCCUCGGGGUGCUGAGAUCAAGGAAGUGGAUGAUGUCAAUGAUGAGUGGUUCUGGGGUAGUUAUGCUGGUCGGACGGGCUUGUUUCCUGGAACUCAUGUCGUUGUUGUGGGGGAGAUCAAAUGA